AUGACAAAUUACACAAUUGAGGAAAUAUUAGAGUCAAUACUCGGCCCAAAGACGCAACCUUAUUGGUUGACAGUGACCUUGACAUCGAUUUAUAUCCUCAUAUUCGUCAGCGGAUUGGUCGGCAACCUGGUGACCUGUUACGUCAUCAUUAGGAAUCGACGAAUGAGAACUGUCACAAAUUGUUACCUCUUCUCAUUGGCUGUCGCCGAUAUAUUGACGCUUCUGAUUGGCCUGCCCCCAGAGGUGUACAGCAUAUUCGAGGCCUACCCGUGGAGGUUAGGUAGGACGUAUUGCUUACUGAAAACCUAUUUCACCGAAACUACGUCAUCGGCGUCUGUGCUCACCAUCACCUGCUUCACGGUCGAAAGGUACAUGGCCGUCUGCCAUUCUUUCAAACUCCAGGCAAUGUCCGGAUUGAAACGCGCCAUCAGAAACGUAGCAGCAAUCUGGGUGAUCUCCAUGAUCAGUGCCCUGCCCUAUCCUGCCCACACUCGGGUUUUUCCCUAUUACGUCACAGACGGCAAAGAACCUAUAUAUUUAUGUAACAUCCCUGAAAAAUGGCGGACUGUCAUGGCGGUCGUGAUGCAAGCAACAACAUUUCUUUUAUUCAUCUUCCCCAUGUUCCUAAUUUCCGUGCUCUACAUAUUAGUGGGGAUAAAAUUGAAAGGGCCGGAAAUUGGGAUGGGCGGAUUUUUUAAAAAAACGGAGGCGAGCGAUGAUAAGAAGAGGAUAAAACCGAGGAAAUCUGUGCUUAAAAUGCUUGUAGCAGUAGUAGUAGCAUUUUUUAUUUGUUGGGCACCAUUCCACGUUCAAAGGUUGAUGACGAUAUAUGGGGAGGGAUCGAUCAUGGAUUCCAUGUAUUGGGAUAUACUCUUCUACGUGUCUGGCAUCUUAUACUUCGUAAGUUGUACAAUCAAUCCAAUCCUUUACAACUUGAUGUCUGAGAACUUCAAAGAAGCUUUCAAGAGUACACUCUGCUGCGAAAAUUCCCGAAGAUGUUGCGGAAACUUGAAAAUUUGUCAUGAAAAGUCACAAAAACAUUGCGAAAAAUCACCAAAUCGUCGCGAAAUCUCGCCAAAUCCUGGCGCGAAAUCACGAAAAUGUUGUUGUUGGGUCGAUAGAACCGUCUCCGAGACGUGCGAGCCGAGCAUUUUAUACAAGAUGAGUGAAACGUUCACCAACUACAAUAACCCAACAACAACAAUCCAACAACAACAAUAA
Helobdella robusta is the source of this 1221-nucleotide messenger RNA. RefSeq lists its product as hypothetical. Bases 1 to 1221 code for a protein of 406 amino acids. Gene Ontology annotation, molecular function: neuromedin U receptor activity. NCBI's taxonomy places the organism in Eukaryota, Metazoa, Annelida, Clitellata, Rhynchobdellida, Glossiphoniidae. Gene Ontology annotation, cellular component: plasma membrane. The record is from RefSeq and is a predicted model, not a curated record. Gene Ontology annotation, biological process: neuropeptide signaling pathway. The transcript is spliced from 6 exons.